This is a messenger RNA of Drosophila grimshawi, 3080 nucleotides long. RefSeq lists its product as uncharacterized. The transcript is spliced from 8 exons. Gene Ontology annotation, molecular function: protein binding. Lineage: Eukaryota; Metazoa; Arthropoda; Insecta; Diptera; Drosophilidae. The record is from RefSeq and is a predicted model, not a curated record. The coding region runs from base 1554 to 2687 and encodes 377 amino acids.
AUCAGUAAUUUCUUUAUUAAUUCAAUUUUGCACUAAGAAAUUGCCAGACUCCCAAGCAAGAUGUCUGUCCACCCCGGUAGGGAGUUGAGAGUUGGCGACUGACGCGACAGGCGACAAAUUACAGGACAUGGCGCAAACAACUGCCAACUGGGGAACUGGCGUUAAAUCGAUUUUGUUGCAGGGGACAAAGUCAAGCCAGACAUUAGACGCACAGCGUUUCAAGUUACACCAAGUGCCAAGUGAUAAGAAACGCCGACACCUCAUCAAGAGCCACCCCGGAACAAUCCCUGUCACACUGAGUGGGUGAAUGUGAGUGAGUGAGUGUUUGUGUAUGUGUGUGUAUGUGGCUGCUGCACAAGUGGACGGGCAUUUUAAAAUACAAGAAAAUCGUAUUGCAAAUGAUUCCCUUACUAGCACUUUAAUGGCCAAGUACAUCCCAAAAAUAUCAAAAUACCUUUAUGUUUGACCCAUUUGACAUUGUUAGGUUAGGUAGUGUCACAAAGGUUGUGAAUUAGGCGCCAAAAACUCGAGUACAGUAAAAAAGCAUUAUAAAUGACAAAGCAUGAAGGGCACACUGAGACAAGCACAUAAAAGAGAAAGAGAGAGAGUGACAACUGAGAGUUUAUGUUGGGGUGCGUCUGACUGGCGCUCUUGGUGGCUAGUGGUGGUUGUUGGCUGGUUAACAGCGACAACGCCGGCUUUUGUCAAACUGCAGCCAAAGGACGCAGUUGGUUUUCGUGCUCAGCGGGCAACUCUCAGUUGGAAAAUGAUUUUUGUGAACGCAUUUGGCUGUGAAUGUUAGUGUUACUAAAUUGAUAUGCAAAUGGUGUACAUUAAUGAGUGUUAAAUUCGCAGUAAAUAAAAUCUGUUUUAACAAUAUUGCAGCACAAGUACAAUAUCCUAUCAAGCGAAGCGCGUGACUCGAGUCGUCUCGCUCGCACUGAGCACAGAGCAUUUAAUCGAUAUAUUCAACAGUGGGCUGCCCACCUAACAGUAUUAACAGUACAAUGCUGAACUUAGCCGCCGUUGGAGCUAGCGACGAGUAGUUGGAGUCGCAGUCGCUGUGUCAGCGUUGAGACGUUAAGACGGAUACGUGCAAUAACAUUGAAGGCGUCACACAAACAGUACCUGUGUUUCUAUGCGUGUGUGUGUAUAUAUAUGCUGUGAAUUGUGAAAAUGUUAAAUGCAAUGUACACAAAUAAAUGCGGGUGCGAUGCACAACUUUGCUCAAGUCGAUCCUUGAAUGUGAAGUGAACGUUACAGUUAAUCGCUACCACGCAAGAAGUAAUUGAAAUCGCCGAUUUUCAUAUAUACAUUUAUGGAGUGCAUGAUAAAUGCAGUAACUGACAAUUCAUUUGGAAAUGAAAGGGGGAAACUCAUAAAUGAAUGCUUUUAAUUGCGAAACAAUGACGUUUGCCACGACAAAUGUGGAUAGAACAAAAGCUAAAUUGUUCGCUAGAUCAACAACAGCAGCAGAAUCAGCAACAGAAGCAGCAGCAACAAACUUUUUGUCCAGCUGCACCAGUGAAAAUCGUGAAAAUUGAGCCAGCAGAAUGUUGCUGAUGCCAACAUCAUGUGGCCCCGGUCCGCCAGCGGACGCACACGCUGUUGACCUUAGGUUAACACAUGGACAUACACGUAUCCGACAAAGUCGACCAACAGCAACCCGGAUUACGGCCCGGACUCGAUGCCCGGCCAGUCCCGCAACGGGCAUUCCCAAAUGGCUUCUAAUGCUCCUCAUGCUUUUUGCCUUUGUGGCCCAAACGCCGCAGAGCCAAGUGGCCGCCGAGAAGAGCAAACACUACUACAUGCAAUCGCUGUGCAAGAAUCACUUUCUGCAGCAGCUCUAUCGCAAAAUCGAUGGCGCCGUCUUGUGGUCUCAGAAUGAACGCAACUUGGACUGUGUCAUCACCUUCCAGACCCAUUCGAUUCUGCAGCGCUUCAUGCUGCGCUUCGACAUGCUCCAACUGGACUGCAAUGAUCAUCUGCUGGUCUAUGAUGGAGCCCAUGCCGUAUCGACGCCCAAGAUUGACAUCUCCUGUCGCAACACGAAGAACACUGUGAAUGCGAUAUUGACGCGAACGAAUUUCGUGACCCUGAAGUACGUCACCGAUGGAUGGGGGACAGAUGCGAAUGGUUUUAAGUUGGUGAUAACAUCGGUGAAGGAUCCAAAGCACACAUGCAAAGACUUCACGUGCGCCACACGCGAAUUUUGCAUCAAUCCCGAUUUACUGUGCGACGGCGUCAACCACUGUGGCGACAACUCCGAUGAGUCCGUUCAGAAUCUAUGUCAGAAUGAGACGACGAGCACUGUGUUUGGCGUGGACAUGACCUGGUUCGUGUUGAUUGUGGUCGGAGUGCUGCUGGUGCUAAGCGCCCUCAUUGUGGCCAUUGCAAUCUGUGUGUGCCGGCGACAGGAUGAGAAUGCCGCCAAUCAGAACACCGCAAUGCAGCUACAUCACAAUGCCGAGACGAACGGAUCGUCGAAGCAUCUGCAUUACCAUGGCGUCGGCAUGGGCAUUGGCGUUGGCGGCACGCUGACGCGAGAGCACACACAAUUGCCGCCGGCGUCGGGAAACUGGCAUCACCCUGCGGGACCAUCCGGGUACCACCGCAUUCCACACAAUUACUUGAAGAUGGCCACCAAAGUCCGUCCCAUUUGGUGCUUGGCAAAUUUCGUCAAUUAGGUCAAGAUCUUUCACAAAACACAACCGGACUCAGCCAGACGAACAUCGCCGUUGCUGGCAAUCAUCCGAAUGCCAACUCUGCUGUCGGCGCUGCUCAGAAGGACGAGUGGUUCGUUUAAGAGCCAAUUGGCCAACUGGUUCCGGUUCAGUGGUUCACAGUGAAAGACAAAAAUAAAACCAACAAAUUAAUUGACUUGAGCACAAUAAUCUGCACUUAACUAAGUGAUUUCACGGAUAUUUGCAGAGCAUUAAAUGAAGACUGUUUGACUAUAUUUAACAACAAAAUAAUAUGUGGACAUCACCGCGCAGGGUGUAUUUAUAAGAGAUCUACUCGUACCCAGGCAGAAUCUCGAAAGCAUUGGUCAAAAUUGUGCCGUAAAUUGCAUAAUUUUG